AGUUUAUGUGUAUAUUUUAUGUCAUCACUAUGUUAAUAUUAUUGUUGGCUAUCUUAUAAGCUUCAACCGAGACCUACAAAUACGUUCUUGCGCUACCGAAGUGAUCUGCCUGGUGAUCUUCUGAGUUUGGCAUCAGGUGUUCUCGGGUAUAUCGCAGCAUGAUCUAUGUUUGAUUCCACGCAAGGAUAGAACUUGUUCUGAUGUUAGCUAGGGAAGAGAUGAAGCCUGUGGCCCAGGGUAAACAAAGCGUCCAUGCUAUGCUAAAAUGUCAGGUAGCCCCAUACUAGCUUUCAUCAAAGUCAUCAAAGCGAGCUGAUAAAGAGACUAGCAUUUGCAGGUUCCACCCCCAUUCUGUCGUCGCGGAAGGUUUUUUGCUUCUCGGUUGAUGGAAGUCGUUCAUAGGCGUGGUACAGUACAAACUGUGAAAUGAAUGGUUACGUGCAAUUGGAUGCUGCGCUUUAGAAGCCGGGGCCUAUGGAACAAAAGGCUUCAGACCAAUUUUACGUCUUCGUCUUUAAAACGAUCCGUUGAGUAUGAUAUUGUAGCAUAGCGUUUGGUAGAAAGAAACACGCAUAAUGUGGCUAACUGUAAAUAUCCAAUUGAUAUUCACAUCAUCUAUGAAAAUGCACGUUCAAGAUGUUCUUGGACUAGGCUACUGCAAUAGAGCCUCCGGCAUAUUACGUUCAGCCAUAUUGAAUAGAGAUGAAUUAUGUUUUUCAUCGUGUUUGUGGAACAGUACAGAUGUCCUUACAUUAAUCACGUUUGUUUCAUCUAAGGUGGCUUUGCCCAUCUGGUUGUAGUCCUUGUCUGUAUUGGCAGUCAUUACUUUUCCUUUACUAAGUUAUACCAUUAUCAUUUUACUAAUACCAGAAUGUAAACGUUAGCCUAUUUAUGAUGUCAAAUGUUAACUUAAGAAACUGCCCGUGCUACCUUGAGAAACAUAACAUACGCUAUGUCGAACACCUUUCUAUACCUCAGUGACAAACAAACCAAUUCACGUUGCUUUUGUCAAGGACGACGCUGUAUGACUUAAAUUAUAUGGCUAUGAUGCUUCCUCUGGCCUUCUUAUGUGAUUUAUCUAAUUUGACGAAAGUUUUCCGUUAUAAACUCUGAACGUUUUUUUCCACUCAAAGUCACAUUUCUCCGGGGAUUCUCACGCUAAGCCGGUUUGACAGCGACGGGGCACCAGGUGCUUCUUGAAACGUAAUCAGGAGGUCGGUAAUGAGCAGGCGUGUAAAACAGCUGGGACGCGGCUUUCCUCUCGUUUGGAGAACCUAAUCGACACCAGAGCGAUGAAGGCACGCGACUCGAGUAGCGCCAUACAAUGACUGUUCAAACACCACGAGAAUGACUUCAGUGUGUCUGUCCCUUGGGAUGCCCCCCUUCUCUCGCAUAUACAUUUCUGAACAUUAUUGGUGUUUUUUUGUAUGGACCACUAGUUUAUAUAAAUUAGUGUGUGUGUCACAUUGUAUACACAUUCAGUUAUAUCCAAAUGAAAUACAUGCAAUGUAAGGUAGUAGAGACUGUAAUAGGGAGGAAUGUGUGUGCUUCAGUUCUGUACAAAAGCUCCAAUUAAUUUGGUCAUGAUCUGCAUCACUAAAAUCUCUCUCAUCUUUUUCUUCAGUACAGUACAAUAACAGUACAGUUUCCAUGACCAUAUAGUAAGCAGCAUGUUAUUGUUGCAGCUGGUUGAGGUGGAGCUAGUUUGAACUACUACAGUUUUAUAUACAGAGACUCAAAAAGAUACAUCUGAGGGGUCAUGAUAUGAUUCAUGGAAGAGAAAAGAAGAAGAAAAAAAGUUCUGCUACACAAAUCUUUUUUCAGAAAAUGAGUUCAGAGGACAGCUGCUGAACCAGAGGUGGACAAGAGGGGACAGAGACAGCAGCUGUGAGACCAAAAGGACGAGGAGAGUCAAAAUGAGUCAGGAUGCAGACGAGAAGCGGACACGGACGCGCUCCAAGGGCAUCCGAGUACCCGUGGAUGUCGUGGGCCAAGAACUAAGUUGUCCUAUUUCGGGAUGUGAUGGCCUGGGUCACGUCAGUGGAAAAUAUGCACGGCACAGAAGUGUGUUGGGUUGCCCACUGGCAAAGAAAAGGAAACAAGAGGCAGAGGCAGAGGCAGAGGUAGACGAGAGUCAACCUGCCCCAAAGAAGAAGUCGAACCCCCUGAAGCUGGCCAUGGAUGACGGCUUCAACGCCGACAGUGACACGAGCAGCGAGGCGGAGACGAAGGAGGAAGGAGCCGAGUCAGACGAGGAGGCAGCCGCUGAGAAGGAGACGGCAGAGGAGCAGAAGACAGCAGGGCCACAGAAAGGUGAAAAUACACCAGCUAGUCCUAAAGAAAAAGAGCCAGCGACUGACGCCACCCCAUCCUCUGAUUCAGACAUCCCCAAAGAGCCAGAGGAGACCACACCCAUCCAGCCUGUUACUAUGGAGGCAGACAGUGAGGCGGCACUGCAGGUCGCAGAGGAGAUCCAAGCAGGAGAGGAGGAGGAGGAUGAGGAGAUGAGCGAACAGGACAGAAUGAGGCAGCAAUUAAAGAACGACCCGGGCCCAGAGCCAACGUCAGCUGAGGAAGAGGUAGAUGACAAUGAGGAAGAGGGUGAGGAGGAAGAGGAGAGGCAAUGCGCAGGUCAGGAGAACAACUCCGACCACCAGUACUACAGCGGGAACUAUCAAAGACUGCCCACCAAAGACGGCGAGAAGGAGGAAAGGGUAGAAGAGGAGGAGGAGGAGGAAGAGGAGGAGGAAGAGGAGGAACAGACAGUUGCAGAGCCUGUUGUGUCCGCUUCUUCAGCCCAGGAAGUGCAAUCAGAGGUGGUACCCCAGGAUGAGGUUAAACAAGACCUGAUGGAGGAAGAGGAGGAGGAAGAUGAUGAAGAGGAAGAUGAGGAGGAGGAAGACGGCGAAGAAGACGAAGAGCAAGAGCGAGGCUCCAACAAGGCCUCGCCCACCCUUGUCAUCGAGUUAGGCUCCGAGGAAGAGGACGAAGAGGAGGAAGAGGAAGAAGAGGAGGUAGAAGAGGAGGAGGAAGAGGAGGAAGUGGACAGCGUUUCGCACAGGUCGGAGAUCACGGACGAGUCAGAGACAUAUGACAUGACCAAAGGCAACCUGGGGCUUCUGGAGCAGGCCAUCGCCCUGAAGGCCGAGCAGGUGGAGAGGGCCGCGGAGGAGAGCUGCUCCUCAGAACCCUUGUCCUACCACAGCCAGGACGAGAGGUCCAGCAAGACUAGCGAAACCACACCACGCAGACCAUACUACGGCAAAGAAGGCUCCAGGUCUGAGAAGAAGGAAGUGAAGUGUCCUACUCCAGGCUGCGAUGGGACAGGUCAUGUGACUGGGCUGUACCCUCAUCAUCGCAGUCUCUCUGGAUGCCCCCACAAGGACAGGAUUCCUCCAGAGAUCCUGGCCAUGCAUGAAAAUGUUUUGAAGUGUCCAACCCCAGGCUGCAAUGGUCAGGGACAUGUCAAUAGCAACCGCAACACCCAUCGAAGCUUGUCAGGCUGCCCCAUCGCAGCACAGAGGAAACUCGACAAGGGCCAAGACAAGCAGGUCCACCCCCAGCCCUCUGUGAGUGAGCCGGCCAGUGCAGGAGGCCACUCAGACAGAGUGCUGAGGCCCAUGUGCUUUGUGAAGCAGCUGGAGAUCCCUCAGUACGGGACCUACAGGCCCAAUGUGGUGCCGGCUACCCCCCGCGCUAACCUGGCCAAGGAGCUGGAGAAGUACUCCAAGGUGUCCUUUGACUAUGCAAGCUUCGACGUGCAAGUGUUUGGCAAGCGAAUGCUUGCCCCAAAGAUACCCACCAGCGAAACCUCACCCAAAGCCUUCAAACCCAAACUGUUCCCUAAAGCCUCGUCCCCCAGCCACAGCCUAUCAGGAGGCUACGCCAAGAGCAGCUCGUCCUCCUCCUCCAGCGGCUACGACUACUCCCAUGACGCAGAGGCCGCACACAUGGCAGCCACCGCCAUCCUGAACCUGUCCACACGCUGUUGGGAGCGACCAGAGAACCUCAGCACCAAACAGGAGGACCAGGCCGGCAAGGAAGUGGACAUUGAGGUGGACGAGAACGGCACACUGGACCUGAGCAUGAAGAAGCCUAAGAGCGAAGGAGUGCAGUCCCCUGACCCCUCUUCUUCAUCCUCCACUUCCUCCCAGCAGCAGGGCGGAGUCACCUCGCCUAACUCCGCCCACACCUACAAGCAGGAGGAAUGGGAGGGGCCUCUUGACUACACCAAGCCCCCCCGCCAGAAGGAGGAAGAGCAGGACGAGCCGGAGCACAGCACGCAGUCGUACGCCUCCUCUGAAGGGGAGGAAGAUGACGGCACGCAGGAGAGCCUGGAAGACAGGAAGUACCCCGGAGAGGUCACCACCUCCAGCUACAAGGUCAAGUUCUCCCCGAAGGACAGCAAGAAGCAAGAUCUUCUACUAUGUCCCACACCAGGUUGUGAUGGCAGUGGUCACAUAACAGGGAACUAUGCAUCACACCGCAGUCUGUCUGGCUGCCCUCUUGCUGAUAAGUCUCUGCGGACCCUCAUGGCAGCUCACACUGCUGAACUCAAGUGUCCCACACCAGGCUGUGAUGGAUCUGGACACAUCACAGGGAACUACGCCUCUCACAGAAGUCUCUCUGGAUGCCCUCGUGCCAAAAAAGGUGGAGUGAAAACCACCCCCACAAAGGAUGAUAAGGAGGACUCGGAGCUCUUGAAUAAAAUCCUUUUCAGAUGCCCGGUGCCAGGCUGCGACAGCAUGGGCCACAUCAGCGGGAAGUACGCCACCCACCGCAGCGCUUACGGAUGCCCACUGGCUGCCAAGCGCCAGAAGGAGGGCAUGCUGAACGGCACCCCCUUUUCCUGGAAGGCCUUUAAGACCGAGGGCCCCACCUGUCCCACGCCGGGAUGUGAUGGGUCUGGCCACGCCAACGGCAGCUUUCUCACCCACCGCAGUUUAUCGGGCUGUCCCAGGGCAUCAGCCAAUAAGAAGAGGGGCAAGCUACCUGGAGAUGAGUACAUCAGCAAGAAAUUCAGAGCCAGCGAUGUUCUGGAUAAUGAUGAGGACAUAAAGCAGCUGAACAAAGAGAUUAAUGAACUUAGCGAAUCCAACUCAGAGAUGGAGAAUGACAUGGCAAGCCUGCACACACAGAUUUCGUCCAUGGAGAAGAACCUGAAGAGCAUGGAGGAAGAGAAUAAGCUGAUCGAGGAGAGGAACGAGGCUCUCUUUGUGGAGCUGUCCGGACUCAGUCAGGCCCUCAUCCGAAGCUUGGCCAACAUCCGGAUCCCACACAUGAAAGAGCCAAUGGCCGAAAAUAACUUUGACACCUACGUGGACACCCUUACGCACAUGUUUACCAACAAGGAGUGCUACCAGAACCCAGAGAACCGGGCCCUAUUAGAAUCCAUCAACCAGGCUGUGAAAGGCAUCGAGGUGUGAAGUGCAAGGCUGAAGGGGAGGCUAAUCAAUCGGGAGACUGAAGGUGAAAGAGCUACUGCAAGCACUGGAAGAUACAGAAGAAGGCAACAGAUUUACACUGUGCGGUGUUAUAAUCACGACAAAAGACAAACUGAUGCUUAUUUUCAAAUAAGGACCAAAAUUGAAUGAUGCUGCUGUCUCAAAAAAGUGUGAUUUUGGAGCCAAACAGACCCGCGCCCUCCUCCUCCUCCUCCUCCUCCUCCUCCUCCUACUCCUCCUCAUGGACUGACUCAGACCUGAACAAAUGAGGCUUAUUUUGGACUUCACUACCUGUUUGUCUUUGAGAACAACAAUCUACCCGGGCCUGCCUCGCUUUCUCUCCUCAACGCAUGCAGGCGGUCAGGAGCAACAAAUUGUGUGUGAGCCUGUGGAUAUUGGUGGGAGUGAAUGCAUCUGUGUGUGUGUGUUUCUGUGAGUGUGUGUGCAUGUGUUGCAAUCUAAGGACAUGCCGAAUUACCGCCCUUUUUAAAUUGCUAUAAAAACAGACUUAGAAUGCAGCACUGCAGAGCCCUAUGUGUCUUGUACAAUACAACUGUUGUCCCAUAGUUAGUGUAAAGGCAUUCCAGCCCCAUCUAGUAAUAUUUAUAGUAUUUAUGAGCAUAGACGUUGCACUUAUAUGAAUAGUUUGUAGUAUCAUUAUUAUUAUCAUGAAAUGAAUAUUUGGAUUGAUGAUCUGAGAUGUAAGUUAUAUUAUUUAUCAAUGUUUUGUGAUUGCUUUCCCUAUUUAUUCAUUAAUGUCUAUUUAUUAUGUUUAAUUUAUUAUUAUUUUUUUUACUGAACAAAAUGCUACACACACCGUUUUUAUCUGUCAAUGAGAAGAAAGAAAUUGUCCUUUGUCCUGACGUUUCAAAGGAGACAAUAUUUUAAAGUAUUAACAAUAAAUUGUUUUAUAUAUCUUCCUAUUUAUUUUAAAGAACGGGAUUUUUAAUCUCCUUUUUUAAGUGCAAAUAUUUUAUAACUAACAGCUUUUGAUAUUCUUUUUUAAAGUUUUUCUUUAUUUAAUCAGUUCUGUUUUCCAUAAAGUAUUUUCACACCCUCCACAAUGAUGUGGGAUGAAUAGAUAUUAUGUAUUUAUUAUUUAUUUAAUAUUUAAGAACAAAAAUGAAUGGAAAUCUUGUUGCAUAUUUAUUUUGUAAAUGUUGUGUGCUAGUGAUUGCUACAUAUGAAUAGUCUUUGCCCAUCUGUUGAUAUUGAAAUAAAAGGGAAUUCUAUUGCCUA
Clupea harengus (Atlantic herring) is the source of this 6683-nucleotide messenger RNA. It is a transcript of the gene myt1a, whose product is annotated as myelin transcription factor 1a. Gene Ontology annotation, molecular function: zinc ion binding; DNA-binding transcription factor activity, RNA polymerase II-specific; RNA polymerase II cis-regulatory region sequence-specific DNA binding. The record is from RefSeq and is a predicted model, not a curated record. Gene Ontology annotation, biological process: regulation of transcription by RNA polymerase II. Gene Ontology annotation, cellular component: nucleus. The coding region runs from base 1917 to 5426 and encodes 1169 amino acids. NCBI's taxonomy places the organism in Eukaryota, Metazoa, Chordata, Actinopteri, Clupeiformes, Clupeidae. The transcript is spliced from 23 exons.